Thyridium curvatum is the source of this 2079-nucleotide messenger RNA. RefSeq lists its product as uncharacterized. The record is from RefSeq and is a predicted model, not a curated record. Gene Ontology annotation, molecular function: medium-chain fatty acid-CoA ligase activity. NCBI's taxonomy places the organism in Eukaryota, Fungi, Ascomycota, Sordariomycetes, Thyridiales, Thyridiaceae. Gene Ontology annotation, biological process: fatty acid metabolic process. Bases 1 to 2079 code for a protein of 692 amino acids. The transcript is spliced from 8 exons.
AUGGCUCUCACUCUCCAGACCGCCAUCCGCGGCGCCACCGACGCAACGGCCGUCAUCGUGCCGUCCAAGCCCCAGGCCCUGACCGUCACCUACCUGGACCUGAUCCGGGAGACGGCGGCCUUCCAGGCCAAGCUGGCCGCUAUCGGCAUCACCAAGGGCUCGCCCGUGUCCAUCGCCACGGUCAACUCGUACGAGUUCAUCGUCUCCUUCCUGGCCGCCUCGUGGCAGCGCGGCAUCGCCGCCCCGCUCAACCCGGCCUACAAGCAGGACGAGUUCGAGUUCUACAUCGAGGACGUCAAGUCGGCCAUCGUGCUCGUGCCCCGGGGCGCCUUCCAGGCCGGCAGCCCGGCCGUCAAGGCGGCCAAGAAGUUCAACGCCGCCGUCGCCGAGUGCUACUGGGACGAGAAGACGCGGUCCGUGGCGCUGGACGUCAAGGAGCUCGGCCAGCUCCAGGGCCUGCCGGCGCAGCCUGUUGCGCAGCCGCAGCCGGAUGAUAUCGCGCUGGUGCUGCACACUAGUGGAACUACUUCGCGGCCGAAAGUGGUGCCGCUUACCCACCGUAACUUGACGAGGACCAUGAAAAACAUCCAGCAGACCUACCAGCUCACGGCCAAGGACCGCACCAUGCUCGUCAUGCCGCUCUUCCACGUGCACGGCCUCCUCUGCGCGCUGCUCGCGCCCCUCUACUCGGGCGGCUCCAUGGUCGUGCCGACCAAGUUCUCCGCCUCGGACUUCUGGCAGGACUUCAACGCGCACAAGGCCAACUGGUACACGGCCGUGCCCACGAUCCACCAGAUCCUGCUCAAGAACCCGCCGCCGAGCCCGAAGCCCAAGAUCCGCUUCAUCCGCUCGUGCUCCUCGCCGCUGUCCCCGACCGUCUUCCACCAGCUCGAGGAGACGUACGGGGCGCCCGUGCUCGAGGCCUACGCCAUGACCGAGGCCGCGCACCAGAUGACCUCGAACCCGCUGCCGCCGGGCAAGAGGAAGCCCGGGUCCGUCGGCGUGGGGCAGGGCGUCGAGGUCAAGAUCCUCGACGAGGCCGGCGGGGAGGUCGCGCGGGGCGCCGAGGGCGAGAUCUGCAUCCGGGGCGAGAACGUGACCAAGGGGUACCUCAACAACCCGGCGGCCAACGAGUCGAGCUUCCACCGGCAGAACGGCUUCUUCCGCACGGGCGACCAGGGCAAGCUCGACGAGGACGGCUACGUCAUCAUCACGGGCCGCAUCAAGGAGCUCAUCAACAAGGGCGGCGAGAAGAUCUCGCCCAUCGAGCUCGACAACGUGCUCACGCGGCACCCGGCCGUGUCCGAGGCCGUCAGCUUCGCCAUCCCGGACGACAUGUACGGGCAGGACGUCGGCGUCGCCGUCGUGCUCAAGCCGGGCCAGAAGCUCGGGCAGGAGGAGCUGCGCGGGUGGGUGGCGGAGAAGCUGGCCAAGUUCAAGGUGCCCAAGAAGAUCUACUUUACGGACGUGAUGCCCAAGACGGCCACUGGCAAGAUCCAGAGGCGGAUCGUGGCGGAGACGAUGCAGAAGCAGGAGGGCAAGGCCAAGUUCCCAUACUUCUCCUCCUCCUUUCACCCUCUACUUUCUCCUAUGGCUCUGCGUCUUGCCGCUUCUUCUGCUCUGCCCCGUUCUACGAUUAGUACCCCCGCCGCCGCUGCUGCCCGUCUAUCCGGCAUCUCAAAGCACAUCAACAACAACAUCGCCCCUUCCGCCCACCUCACCAGACGCAGCAUGUCCUCCGGAGGCCGUCCUUUCGAGUGGCUCGUCGUCGUGCCCGACGUGCCCGGUGCCCUGCAGAAGAGACUUGACGUCCGGCCCCAACACUUCGCCGGCAUCACCGAGCACGUCAAGUCGGGCAAGAUCGUCAUGGGCGGCGCCAUCCUCGACGACGUCCCCGUCGACGACCAGCCCACCAGCCUCAAGUUCGCCGGCAGCACCUUGCAGAUCGUCGCCUCGUCGCGCGACGAGGUCGUCGAGUUCAUCAGGGGCGACGUCUACGCAAAGUCGGGCGUCUGGGACGUCGAGAAGGCCCAGAUCUGGCCCCUCAAGGCCGCUGUCCGGACUCCCGUCAAGCAGUAG